AUGAGUUCACCUUGGCCGUUUGUAGCUUGGGGCAUGGAUGUCAUCGGUCCAAUAGAGUCAGUCGCCUCAAACGGAGCUUGGGGCAUGGAUAUCAUCCGUCCAAUAGAGCCAGCCGCCUUUAACGGACACAGAUUCAUUUUGAUUUUUAUUGACUAUUUCACCAAGUGGGUAGAAGCAGCUUCGUAUAAGUCGGUGACCAAGAAGGUUGUAGUUGAUUUUGUUCGUAACAAUUUAAUAUGUAGGUUUGGAGUACCAGAAUCCAUUAUCACCGAUAAUGGAGAGAAUCUCAAUAGUCACUUGAUAAGAGAGAUAUGUAAACAAUUCAAUAUUAUUCACCGGAACUCAACCGCCUAUCGUCCCCAUAUGACUAGAGCUGUAGAAGCCGCCAACAAGAACAUAAAGAAUAUUCUGAGGAAAAAGAUUGACAAUCAUAGAGGUUGGCACGAGAUAUUGCCAAAUGCUUUGUUGGGAUACAGAAUGAUUGUCAGAACGUCAAUUGGAGCUACUUCAUACUUGUUAGUAUAUGGAACAGAAGCAGUUAUACCUGCCGAAGUUGAGAUACCUUCCUUGAGAAUUAUCCAAGAAGCUGAAUUGAGUGAUGUAGAUUGGGUUCGCAAGCGGAUUGAUCAGCUAACAUUUAUUGAUGAGAAAGAUAAUAAUUGA
Messenger RNA from Solanum verrucosum, 663 nucleotides. RefSeq lists its product as uncharacterized. Bases 1 to 663 code for a protein of 220 amino acids. Gene Ontology annotation, biological process: DNA integration. Lineage: Eukaryota; Viridiplantae; Streptophyta; Magnoliopsida; Solanales; Solanaceae. The record is from RefSeq and is a predicted model, not a curated record. Gene Ontology annotation, molecular function: nucleic acid binding. The transcript has a single exon.